Molecule: messenger RNA, 1903 nt
Organism: Bufo bufo (common toad)
Lineage: Eukaryota; Metazoa; Chordata; Amphibia; Anura; Bufonidae
Gene: WDR86
Product: WD repeat domain 86
Exons: 8
Coding region: 319-1560 (413 amino acids)
Molecular function (GO): protein binding
Source: RefSeq, a predicted model, not a curated record
CAGCUCAUGCACAGUCAUCCAGGACCUCAGCAGCUGACUGCUGGACAUCCCCCCCAGCUCCGUACAUGUGUGUCCCAUUAUCCAAGGGCUUCCACAUCCCACAGCCUCUGCUGGAAGUCUCUCCAUACAUUAGAUGGACAGAGGAAGCCCCAGCUACUGCAAGGAAGAGGAGUCCUAAUUGUGGAGACUUCAAAGACCAUCAAAUUAUCUCCUGCUGGGAAACCUGGAGUCUUUAGGUACCUCCUACAAACUGUUCACAAUGUAGAAGACACAAGUGUUUAAAUUGUCCUGCUCCUUUGCACCUGAGGGGUGAAACCCAUGAGUCCUCCUUCCUUUGCCACUGCCCAUGCAGGGCUCCAGAGAAUGGGGAGCGGAAGCUCCACUUGUGGCACAACCAAUUCUUUGAUCAAAGUCUGCAGAGAUCACAAAGGUGGGAUCAAUUGGCUUAGUUUGAGUCCAGAUGGAUGCCACCUGUUGACCGCCAGUGAAGAUUGCACUGCUCGCUUAUGGAGGACAUCUGACCACCAGUGCUGCAAGUUGCUGCAAGGACAUAGCAGCUACAUUACGUUUUGUCACCUGGAGAAUGAGGCGGCUUUCACAUGCAGCGCCGAUCACACUGUGAGAAAAUGGGAGGUGUCGACAGGUCAGUGUCUCACUGUGUACACCGGACACACAUCCAUCGUGAACAGGAUACUUGUGGUCAGGAACUUGGUCUUCAGUGGAUCUUACGACAGAACCGCUCGCUGCUGGGACGUGGACUCUGGGAGACCUCUUCAGGAGUUUCAGGGUCACAGAAACUGCAUCUUAGUCUUAACACAUUUUUCAUCCAGUGACAUCCUGGAGGAAUCAGACCUUGACAGCAAGGAAAAGAAAGAAUUCCUUGUGACCGGAAGCACCGACUGUACAGUGAAGAUCUGGGAAGCAUUUAGUGGGUGCUGUUACCAGACAUUAAGGGGGCAUUUAGGUGCCAUACUGUGUAUAGUGCUGGACACCCCCAACAGAGAACUGUUUUCUGGCAGCACGGACUAUACCAUCCGGAGGUGGAACAUGGUCACCGGUGACCAGCUUAAAGUAUUUAGAGAUCAUCAGGGAUCUGUUAUAUGUCUGGAGAUGGUUGGACGUCAUUUAUAUUCUGGCAGUGUUGACCGGACUGCAAAAUGUUGGUUGUCAGACACCGGUGAAUGUGCCCGAACCUACAAAUCUCAUAAACACAGCAUUAGCACUUUGAAAUACCAUGAUGGAAUAUUGUUUACAGGAAGCGGCGAUGCUUGUGCCAGGUCCUUUAAUACAAGGUCGGGAGCCCUGCAGCAAGUCUUCCAAGGACACACUUUUAUCAUUAACUGCAUUCAGAUACACAACAGCGUUUUAUAUACAGCUUCUCACGAUGGCACUCUCAGAGUCUGGGACAUUAAAGGGAUCUGUUCACACAGUAAGCACCAGAAGAAGUCGUCGGUCAGAAGCAGGCACUCUCGGAAGGGGAGCAUGCCUCAUAUCUUUCACAAUAAAGUUGGCUGUUCCCUGGAGGCCAGUGAAGACUGUGAAUCCGCAGAAGUCAUGUAACAAGAAAAGAUAACUGGAAAUGGAAUAUAUAAUAGUACUCUGCAGAAUGUGUGACAGCCCUCCCUGAGCCUACAUUGUGACAAGUGUUACACAAUCCAAACAUUUGGGCAACUUGUCUGCAGCUUGCUGUUGCACGCCCAAUUUCAGGCUCAUGUACAUGACUGUUCUCAAUCCGGGAAACGUGGCCCAUGUGUCGGCUGCAUCUCCUGGACCAAAGAUGGUCUGACACAGACUCACUGCCUCAUAGUAAUUUACCUUGCUGUGAGUUCCUGUCUGACCACUGGUCCGUUGUACUGUAUUCACAUGAUAGAGAAGCCACCAUCGGUCUUGGAGAUGCAGCCAA